CCGGGACAACUUCCUUCAGCCUCAUCAGCAACAGAUACACUAAAUGGUGUGUGAGAAGAAUGCACAGAAGGAAACAGAGAAGCUAAAAAGUGGACUGGUUGCUGUGUUUUGCACAUUCUCUUGCUGGCUUUGCUAGAAGUUGCACCCCUUUCACUUCACUACCUUGUUUAUGUUGAUCUUGUGUUUGCCUCUGACAUGCUGCAUAGCUUGGGAUACUCAGAGAGGGAUGAACAACAGGAGAAGAGACUCUGAACAUCGGCCUUUCUGUGGAGUUGUAAAUCUUCUUGUUUACUUAUCAACAUCAAAGGCAAAUCAAGUUUGAGAAGCGUUUUUUCAAUUGAGCAAGAUUGUUGUGCACACAGAAUGAACUUAGCAUGGAUGUAAAAGAACGCAGGCCCUAUUGUUCCCUAACAAAGAGCAGGCGAGACAAAGAAAGGCGUUACACAAAUUCUUCUGUGGACAAUGAUGAGUGUAGAGUUCCUACACAAAAAUCCUACAGCUCCAGUGAAACACUGAAAGCUUUUGAUCAUGAUUCCUCCAGGCUGCUCUAUGGAAACAGGGUGAAAGACCUUGUACACAGAGAAGCAGAUGAGUACAGUAGACAAGGACAGAAUUUCACCUUGAGGCAAUUAGGCGUUUGUGAACCGGCCUCCCGUCGAGGACUGGCAUUUUGUGCUGAUAUGGGGCUCCCACACAGAGGCUACUCAAUAAAUGCUGGCUCAGAUGCAGAAACUGAAAAUGAAGGUGUGAUGUCUCCAGAACAUGCCAUGAGGCUUUGGGGAAGGGGUGUGAAAUCUGGACGCAGUUCCUGUCUGUCAAGUCGCUCUAACUCUGCCCUGACACUGACUGACACUGAGCAUGAGAACAAGUCUGACAGCGAAAGUGGUAAGUCCCUCCUUGCUUUCAUUGUCAAAGUGCAUUUUUCAUGA
Molecule: messenger RNA, 929 nt
Organism: Bombina bombina (fire-bellied toad)
Lineage: Eukaryota; Metazoa; Chordata; Amphibia; Anura; Bombinatoridae
Product: teneurin-3-like
Exons: 4
Coding region: 375-929 (184 amino acids)
Biological process (GO): signal transduction
Cellular component (GO): membrane
Source: RefSeq, a predicted model, not a curated record